This is a messenger RNA of Mizuhopecten yessoensis (Yesso scallop), 931 nucleotides long. RefSeq names its product complement C1q subcomponent subunit C-like. Gene Ontology annotation, molecular function: protein binding. The transcript has 3 exons. The coding region runs from base 185 to 850 and encodes 221 amino acids. The record is from RefSeq and is a predicted model, not a curated record. NCBI's taxonomy places the organism in Eukaryota, Metazoa, Mollusca, Bivalvia, Pectinida, Pectinidae.
CGCAGUCUGAGCGUUCUGAAGUGCUCUUGUAGUUAGACACGGAUCGCCAUGACCUUAUUGCCUAAUUUUAGACGAUUUAUUUGAAAAUCUUGAGGAACGUUUGCUAAUUGGCCGGUCUGUCCACGCCCCAUCGUUUAUAUAAGUGUUCAAAUCAAGGAUUCACCAUGACAUAUGUUCUGUGUGUAUGCGUGGAGCUGUAAGAUCGAAAGCUAUGACGGGGCGUCUACCGUUAUGGGCACUUAUGUGUCUACCAGGCCUGUUUGGACAAUUGCUGUCAAAGGAACGUGACUAUCAAAUAGCAAAACUGGAAAACCAGGUGAUGGAGUCUAUCCGAAUCCCUAUCAUGUCCCUUACUGAGAGUAUACUCCAAACCCAGAUGGAUCAGUGCGACAGGGCUAUCAACCUGCUGCAGAAUAAAAUGGUAGAAAUGGAGGAGCGAUUGCAGGUUCAAGAGACACGGGAGAUAAAUAGCAGGAUAGGAUUCUACACAUAUAUAACUUUUGAAACCACGGACGCCAUUCUUAAAUUCGACAGAGUCAUAUUUAACGAAGGCAAUGCGUACAACAGCUCCACCGGUAGCUUCACGUGCCAAGUACCUGGCACGUACCAUUUUGUUUGGUCAGUCCAGAUACAAAAUACGGACUGGGGUCACGUGCUUGUGGAUUUCCAAUUGAACGGGAACACAAAAGGUUUUACUAUAACGUUUGGUCCUAAGGAACACACAAGCACGAAUUCAAUUAUUAUUCGGCUUGAGCAGGGAGACAGAGUUUGGCUACAGAAAAGGUCGAUGAAUCAGAUCAAGAUUGCGGCCUACGAAACCUCAUUUUCCGGACACUUUUUGUUUUAUUAGGCAUACAUAUAUUACAUAUUACGUCUCUGAUGAUGCCAACAAAUCAUCUUCGACUGUUUGACAAUAAAGGCAUACUCUGCA